This is a messenger RNA of Fundulus heteroclitus (mummichog), 1552 nucleotides long. It is a transcript of the gene coil, whose product is annotated as coilin p80. Gene Ontology annotation, molecular function: U2 snRNA binding; U1 snRNA binding. The record is from RefSeq and is a predicted model, not a curated record. Gene Ontology annotation, biological process: spliceosomal snRNP assembly. Gene Ontology annotation, cellular component: Cajal body. NCBI's taxonomy places the organism in Eukaryota, Metazoa, Chordata, Actinopteri, Cyprinodontiformes, Fundulidae.
CCCGCCGCCGGCCGCCGUAGGGUGCCGCAUGUGUUUGCUGCUCGUGGACCUGAACACGUGCCGGGUGGUGGCGGACCUGGAGAGCAUCAUCAGGGAGAAGUUCGAGUUCAGCCGCAGCAGCAUCCUGAGCCUCUUCAUAGAGGAGUGCUACCUGCCGCACACGGAGAGCAUCUACGUGGUGCGGGACAACGACAACGUCAGGGUGAAGGUGGAAUGUCUGGCUCAGGUGAAUGGACAUGCUAGCUGUGCAGAGAUGGCUAAUGUAAACCGCAGCAAGAGGCGGCGAGAAGCAGGAGAGGAUGGACCAGGAAACGGACCAAUCAUAGAGCACAAAAAAAAGAAGAAAAAGAAGUUAGAUAGUGGCACAGCACAUCAGUCAAUUUUAGCUAAGGUUGAAAACAAGAAGAAGACGCCGCAAACAACGAAUGCCACAAAACAGAAGAAGAAGAAGAAGAAGAAGGCAGUAAAGUCUGUGGAUGAUACCCAUGCUGCUGUCCCUAAAGCAACUGCUUCCUCACACAAACCUCCAAGCCCUAAAAAGAACCCAGUGGGGAAAACAAAAAAAACAAAAGCUCCUUCAUCAGAUUCCAGCAGUUGCAGCAGUGACGAAGAUGAAGCUUGUCACAAAAAAGGAGCCAAGAAACCCGGGGUCACUCCUGUUGCUUCAAAAGAACCUCUGAAACCCAAAGCCAUCCUCAAAAAACCUCAACCGCCCUCAUCAUCUUCCUGUUCAGACACAGACUCCUCCUCAGAUGAGGCCAACGGCCUAAAGGUCUCGCCCAAAAGCAAAGCUUUGUCCCCCGUCACCAACAACUCUAAAGCUUCUCAGGUGCAGUCGGCACACUGUGCUCAGAAAGAGGCUUCCAGCACAGAGGAGCCUGCUCACAAGCCGGUGAUGGAGCCCCGCAUCCACGACAGCGAGGAGGAGAUCCAGCUUGUGAUCCGACGGCCUCAGCAGCCUGUCCUGAACGUACCCAGCCAGGUCCCCUGGAGGGGCAAAGACAGGAGGUGGGCAGGAGCUGAUCCUGGAGCUGGUCCUGCAGAGCGCAGCGGGGGAGCGGCUCAUAGUGAUGUGCAGGGCUUCAGUAAUGGCCCCAAGGAGCCUUCUCACCACACUGAUUCUCUGAUCAACAGGUCGCUGGUUUUUCAGAAUGAAGCAGAACAAGUUCCUCAGAAGGACUACAGCUCCAUGCCCCUGUUAGCUGGCCCUCCUCAGGUGGGCCAGAAGAUUGCCUUUAAGUUGCUGGAGCUAACAGAGAACUACACACCAGAAGUAUCUGAAUAUAAGGAGGGAAAAAUUGUGAACUUUGAUCCAACGACCAAACAGAUUGAGCUUGAACUUCUAAAUGCUUCACAAGCUCCUGCUGAACCAGGCAAGUUUGACCUGGUCUAUCAGAAUCCAGAUGGCUCAGAAAGUGUGGAGUACGCUGUGCAGAGAGGAUCUUCGGUGAUGGAACGAUGGGAGUCUCUGCUGGAGCCGAGACUGAUCAUUUAGAUAUAGAAAUGUUUUACUUUGUUUAUUAGAUUUAAUAAAUUUGCUUUUGUCAACCUA